AUUGAAAUGGACAGUCAAAUGAAUGAUGAAGAGAGAAUCAGGAAAUUUAGACGAUAUUCGAAUUUAUUUGAACCCGAAUGUUUCAAAAAACACAGCAUAGGAAGGCCUGCUAGCAUUGGGGCGCCAGAAACAAGUUUCAGAAAGAAAGAAAAACGGCAAAAACGAGAUAAAACAGUUAAAGAAACUAAUGAAUUCUAUGUUAUAGAAAAAUCUAUUCUAAGUGUAGAAUUUAAUGAGUUAGCACUUAAUUCUCCCAUUAUGUCCAAUAAAAAAAACAAUAAGGCACUAGCACCGACUAAAGGCACAGAAGUUUUUACUUUAAAGAACAAAACCAAGUUAAAUUCAAAAAGUAAAAAAAGUAUAACAAAGCCGAAAGUCGAAGAAAAUCACAACAUUGAUGAGAAAGAUUUCAACACAGACGAAAAUAUUUUGAAAAUUUACACUGAUAAAACCAUAAAGCAAUCCAAGAAUUUGGAAACGAUUUUCGAAAUCCCACAUGCUUCAAAUAUUAUGGGAAAGAGGAAAUUAAGGCGAUCCAUAAACUUUAAUAACACAAAUUCUCUUGCCAAAGCCGCAAGAAGGCACAGGAAAGUUAAUAAAUUCUACCCGAACUUCAAAAUGAGCUUCAUCGAUUAUAGUACUAUAUUUGUUAACGACGUAUUCUGGUAAUACGAUGUUUUUUUCAAACUUGCUAAGAUUAACCCUUUUAAUUAAUGUUAUUGUUGUGUAAAAUAGAGUAUUGGAA
This is a messenger RNA of Phyllotreta striolata, 745 nucleotides long. The record is from the annotation of a GenBank genome assembly. Lineage: Eukaryota; Metazoa; Arthropoda; Insecta; Coleoptera; Chrysomelidae.